AUGUUCUGUAGAAAAGCUAUAGUAGCCGCCACACACAUCUUGUUGCCAUGCAGCCUCGCGACGGCGCAGGGCGCUCGGGAGCGUGCCGUGCACCACAUGUCGGACGCCUUCCACCGCUGCGCCAGGCAGGAGGUCGAAAUCGGCCACGUUCUGUACCACGGCAUGUUCCACCUGCUCACGGACACGCUCUUCUCCCUUGAUGGACAGGACAAGUUGAGGGACCAGGAGAGGAUGAUAACAGAGGCGGACGUGGUGAAGCUGCCAUACCUGCAGGCCGCGGUGAAGGAGUCGAUGCGGCUGCAACCCGUGGCGCCUUUGUUGUUGCCACACCUGGUGGUGGAGGAGGGCAUGGAGAUAGGCGGAUACGCCGUGCCCAAGGGCGCAGCCAUAAUCUUCAACUCGUGGUCCAUCAUGCGCGACCCGGCGACAUGGGAGAGGCCUGAGGAGUUCAUGCCGGAGCGUUUCCUAGGGAAGACGGAGCUCGGCAUGUGGGGGAAGGAGGUCAAGUUUAUCCCGCUGGGCACCGGCCGGAGGCUGUGCCCAGCAUUGCCCAUGGUGGAGCUCCUCGUGCCCUUCAUGGUGGCAUCCAUGCUGCAUGCUUUGGAGUGGCGGCUGCCCCAUGGCAUGCCACCUGACCAGGUGGACGUGACCGAGAGGUAUACAAGCAAUGAUAUCCUCCUUAUGGAUGUGCCUCUCAAGGUUGUGCCCAUGGUCGCCACCUAG
Aegilops tauschii subsp. strangulata is the source of this 723-nucleotide messenger RNA. RefSeq names its product cytochrome P450 76M5-like. NCBI's taxonomy places the organism in Eukaryota, Viridiplantae, Streptophyta, Magnoliopsida, Poales, Poaceae. The record is from RefSeq and is a predicted model, not a curated record. Gene Ontology annotation, molecular function: monooxygenase activity; iron ion binding; heme binding.